UCCGUCUUACUUUGACGAGCUCAGAUUACUGCUUUUCAUCAUCGGAUUAUAGAGGAUAUCUCACUGUAUCUUUGAAGAAAAUGUCGACGUUGAAUGUGCAUAUCAAGCAUGCGGGGAAGGUGUACGAUUUGACUCUGGACACAGCACGGCCACCAUUGGCUUUCAAGGAGGAGAUCUACCAGAAGACUGGUGUGCCGAUGGAUAGGAUGAAGGUUAUGGUGAAAGGCGGGAUGCUCAAGGAUGAUGCAGAUUGGAAAAAGAUUGGUCCUAAGGAGAACCAAACCUUUAUGGUCAUCGGUGCCGCUGGAGAACUUCCUAAGCCACCAGAAAAGCCGAUUGUCUUCCUCGAGGAUAUGGACGACGCUGAGCUUGCCAAAGCACUCUCCUUGCCGGUCGGAUUGCGCAAUCUCGGCAACACAUGUUACAUGAACGCGACCGUCCAAGCCUUGCGUGCCAUUCCUGAACUCCAGGCAGCUCUUAACGCGUACGUUUUUUCUUUCCACGUUCUCCACACAACGAUGUUUACUCAAUCACACCUUCCUGCUUGCAGAUCUACACCCUCAGACACACUCCCGCGUUCUCUUCGUGAUCUAUACAACACGAUGUCUAAUACAACAGAUGGUGUCACUCCCUUUAGCUUCCUUCAGAUGCUUAGACAAGCGGCUCCGCAGUUCGCAGAGCGGGCUAGGGGCUCGAAAGGUGGAAAUGGGAUUUUGGAUAUGGGAGGGUACGCUCAGCAAGAUGCGGAAGAAUGCUGGACUGCUCUCGUCAAUUCUCUGAAGUCGGUCAAAGGUCUUCCUGGUCCCCUCGCACACAACAACAACUUCGUCGAGCAGUUCAUGACCGGCAAGAUGCGCCGCGAGCUUAAGUGUGACGAAGCACCCGACGAAGCACCGAGUGUCACGACCGAAGACGUCCUCAAGAUCGAAUGCAAUAUCUCUAUCUCGACGAAUUAUAUGCAUACUGGCAUCAUGGACGCUCUGGACCAGAAGAUUGAGAAGCGCUCCCCGACGCUUAACCGCGAGGCCGUCUACUCUCAAAAGUCACGUCUGGCUCGCUUACCGGCAUAUCUCGCCGUACAUAUGGUGAGGUUCGCGUGGAGGAGAGAUAUCAACAAGAAGGCAAAGAUCAUGCGCAAAGUCAAGUUCCCGACCGAAUUCGACGCCCUCGACCUCGCCACGGAUGAGCUCAAGACGAAACUCCUCCCUGCAUCCCGCCGUCUGAAAGAGAUCGAGAAAGAGCGCGCUGAACGCCGUAAAGUCCGGAAACGUACCAAAGAGGCACAAGAGGCUCAGUCAAAGGCUGCUGCAUCUGCCUCUGCCUCUGCCUCCAAUGCGGAAUCGGCAACUGCGACGACUACGACGACCGCUCCUGAUGGUGGGGACGUACAGAUGGCUGAGGGUGCAGCCACUGUGGAUGCGGAUGCGGAGAUGGUGACGGGCGAGAAUGCUGUGGAGGAGACGAUGACUGAGGAGGAGAGGGCGAGGGAGAAGGAGAGGAGGGAGUUAGAGCAGUUAGUUGAUCCGGAGGUGAGGGAUGAUGUCGGAAGUAGUGAGACAGGACUGUACGAGCUGGUUGCCAUCAUAACCCACAAAGGCGCUGCCGCCGACGCAGGGCAUUACAUCGGCUUCGUCAAACGAUCCGUUUUCCAUCCCUCCAUCCCUGCGGCCUCUUCCUCCUCCUCCGCACCAGGUGUGAUAGGCGGUUUGGAGGAAGGUGACGAGGAUUGGUAUAAAUUCGAUGACGAGAAGGUGUCAGUAUUCCCGGCUGAGAAGUUGGGGACGUUGGAUGGAGGAGGGGAGGACGCGAGUGCGUAUGUGCUGUUGUAUAGGACGAAGUCGCUGGCUUGAGCGUGGAGGCCGAGAUGGUGGUAGUAGAGAAGUGGAAGGGAAGUGGCGAGGUCAAGGGAUCGAACAAGGCAGGAAUGAUUUGGAGUGUGUACGGUUUCUCUGUUGUAUGAUGUUACAAGCUCCUUAGUUCUGCAUGACGGAAAUGUCAUCAGUAUACGGUUU
This is a messenger RNA of Stereum hirsutum FP-91666 SS1, 2012 nucleotides long. Its product is annotated as cysteine proteinase. The transcript is spliced from 11 exons. NCBI's taxonomy places the organism in Eukaryota, Fungi, Basidiomycota, Agaricomycetes, Russulales, Stereaceae. Gene Ontology annotation, molecular function: cysteine-type deubiquitinase activity; protein binding; proteasome binding. Gene Ontology annotation, biological process: protein deubiquitination; regulation of proteasomal protein catabolic process; proteasome-mediated ubiquitin-dependent protein catabolic process. Bases 81 to 1850 code for a protein of 589 amino acids. The record is from RefSeq and is a predicted model, not a curated record.